AUGUCAUCUUUUCCUAACAUCACGUCGUCUUCUCUGAUCUUUUUUCUGAUGGGAGUUCCAGGACUAGACGUUGCUCAUGCCUGGAUCUCCAUCCCCUUCUGCUGUCUCUACAUAACUGCUCUCUCUGGGAAUGGUGUAAUCCUGUUUGUCAUCAUCACGGAGUCAAGUCUCCAUGAACCUAUGUACUAUUUCCUCUCUAUGCUCUCAACCACUGACAUGGGAUUGUGUAUUUCCACACUAGUCACUACACUGGGUAUAUUCUGGUUCAAUGCAAGACAGAUCAGUUUCCAUGCCUGUGUUGCCCAGAUGUUCUUUAUCCAACUCUUUACUGUCAUGGAGUCCUCAGUGCUCUUGGUGAUGGCCUUUGACUGCUUCAUUGCCAUUUGCAACCCACUGAGAUAUGCUACCAUCUUGACUGACUCCAGAAUUCUCAAAGUAAUUCUCAAAGUGUGGUUUGCCAUCCUUGUCAGGGGGACUGUGAUCCUAAUGCCUCUGGUCCUGCUUCUUAAACGUCUGACAUUCUGCCAGAGCCAUGUGCUUCAUCAUUCCUACUGUUUCCAUCCUGAUGUGAUCCAGCUUUCAUGUUCUGACAAUAAGAUCAACAGUGUUUUAGGACUUACUGCCCUCAUAGUUACCGCAGGAGUGGACUCCAUCUUUAUUCUUCUCUCUUAUAUAAUGAUUAUUAAGACCAUUCUAUGCAUUGCUUCCCCAGAGGAACGGCUUAAGGCCUUUAGCACUUGCAUCUCCCACAUUAGUGUUGUUUCCAUCUUCUACAUACCUCUCAUUAGCUUGUGCUUUGUCCAUAGGUUUGGGAAAAGAGCUCCUCCUUACGUACAUACUCUUAUGGCCAAUGUGUAUUUGCUUAUUCCACCAGUAAUGAAUCCCAUUAUUUACCGUGUGAAAACAAAGCAGAUCCGUAGGGCCAUUAAAAAAAGUCAUCUUACCCAAGGGGACUUUAAUAUCUCUGCAAUAAAAUCUACUCUUAAUUAUCACUUUCAAGGCCUACUGAUUAAUCAGUUACAAUCUCUUAUCACUGAUCUGAAAUCAAAAAAGUAG
This is a messenger RNA of Galeopterus variegatus (Sunda flying lemur), 1056 nucleotides long. RefSeq names its product olfactory receptor 51F1-like. The transcript has 2 exons. Gene Ontology annotation, molecular function: olfactory receptor activity; G protein-coupled receptor activity. The coding region runs from base 1 to 1056 and encodes 351 amino acids. Gene Ontology annotation, biological process: G protein-coupled receptor signaling pathway. Gene Ontology annotation, cellular component: membrane. Lineage: Eukaryota; Metazoa; Chordata; Mammalia; Dermoptera; Cynocephalidae. The record is from RefSeq and is a predicted model, not a curated record.